Molecule: messenger RNA, 1788 nt
Organism: Cygnus atratus (black swan)
Lineage: Eukaryota; Metazoa; Chordata; Aves; Anseriformes; Anatidae
Gene: DYNLT5
Product: dynein light chain Tctex-type family member 5
Exons: 3
Coding region: 18-491 (157 amino acids)
Biological process (GO): microtubule-based movement
Cellular component (GO): cytoplasm; cytoplasmic dynein complex
Molecular function (GO): dynein intermediate chain binding
Source: RefSeq, a predicted model, not a curated record
UCAGCGUCCCCGGGGGGAUGCGUCGCGGCCCGGGCGGUUCGGGCACGGAGCCCCGGUGUCCCCCGGCCUCAUCCCGGCGGCCCAGCACCGCCUCCCGGCCGGGCGAGGCGCAGCGGGCCGGGGAGGAGCGGGGCGGCGGGGCCGGCGGCUGCCCCCUCACGGGUCCCGCCAAGCGCUUUCCGGUGGGCGCGGUGGAUGCCAUCCUGCGGGACGUGCUGCGGGGAUACCUGCAGGAGCAGCCCUACGAGCCAGGCGUGUGCAGGGAGAUGGCGAAGACCAUCGCCGAGGUUAUCAAAGCUCGGGUAAAAGACCUUCUGGUGCCCAGGUACAAGAUCGUUGUGGUUACACAUAUUGGGCAGCUGAAUGAGCAGAGCAUGCAGAUCGGAAGCAGGUGCCUGUGGGAUCCUGCGACUGAUACACUUUCGUCGUAUGUGUUCAAAAACACUUCACUGUUUGCUCUUGCAAAUGUCUAUGCUAUCUAUUUUGAAUAAUGAGGUAGUUGAGUUUUAGCAGUGGGAGAAAUUAACAUUCUCUCUAAUUCUUCCUGUUUCUGUUUCUGAGAACAGUUGUGAAGGACCUCUAGAAGGCAACUCUAGCCUGUUUUGUAACGUGGUUACCAUAAGGUUUUUGGUGGUGGAUGUAGUAAUUGUAUUUCCCAGGGCUUUCUCUGGGAAGUGAUUUUCUGUAAAAUGCCGUUUUGCACCUGAUUCUAACUGCUUUCAGAACAGCGUAUCCCUGUAAUACUUUUUCUCCUUGCAUUUACUGUGACUACAUGAUCCCCAAAUAGAAAUCACAGGGGGAUUUUUUGAAAGUAAAACAAAAGCAUUUUGAAAUAGUCCACAUUAAAUGGCAUUUUCAGGCAGUUAAGCAUGUGCCUGGCUCUGCAGCAGUGGCUCCGCGCACACACUGGAGCCACGUCCCCUGCACACCUUGUGUGGGAGAUGGAGGGGUCCCUUCAAACCUCCUGCCCCGGGAGCUCUGUGGCAGGAGGGCAGCAGCUCAUGCAGGGGACGUGAGUUCUGCCCUGAGUGCAGCCCUGUGUGCAGAGAAGGCAGUUAGCUGUGCCUGGAGAAUAACUGUCCCACAGCAUUUGAAAUCAAAUGAUAAAUGCCUUUAAAUUAUAUCAUGUUUAGAGUAUAUACAUCCAACAUGUCUGGCCCCUUUUAUUUAAGGUGCUUGAAUCUAGCAAAAAAUUUGAAUUGGGUUUCUCAGCUGAUUCCUGCCUAUAGAUAGCAGGGGACAUACAUCUCUGUGCUCAGAAGCGUGCUCAGAAGCAGAUUUCCAAUCAGUCUGGGUGCAAAUUAACUGCUCCCUAGGCAGGACCUUGGGUAGACUUGGAAACAGCUGCAAUAGGAAACAAAUCAUGGCACCUGCCCUUUUUAAGGGGAAUCAGUGUUGAAUUGAUCAUAGUCUCUACUGCUGUAGCAGUGGCUCUGACUGUGGCAGGGCUCUGACUUGGAGGCCUCGUGGUGUGAUGGUCUGCACAGAAUUAUUUGCACGGCAUUGUUUUUAGUCUGAUACUGCCGAAGAUGGGCUUUUUGCUACCCGUAUUUCACAGUUGAUACCAGGUCCAAAAUCGGCUGUUGGAUUUUCGUAAGUAAGAGAAAACACCUGUGGUAAAUGGCUUAUAUUACUACAUUUUAUGUGCAGAGAUGAAGCUGGACUAGUAGUUAGAUGGAAAGAAAAAUUGUACUUGUGUCUAAAAAUGUAAUGAUUUUAACAUUUAAAAAUUAAAACACUAUACUUUGUAGAAGGUAGACAAACCAACGUGAGCUGCCAUUGCAGCCA